ACUUAGCAACUAACCUAAUAUAAAUAUAUUUAUAAAUAGUUGGUGCCAUCCAUGGCUAUGGUGGUGGUAACAAUCCUUCUUUUGGGCACAUUGAUGGUGAGUCUGCUACUUAAGGUAGCCUAUGAAACCAUCUCAUGCUACUGGCUAACCCCGCUGCGAAUCAAGAAAAUCAUGGAGAUGCAAGGCGUCCACGGCCCAAAGCCUAGAUUCUUCAGCGGCAACAUCUUGGACAUGGCUUCUCUUAUUUCCAAAACAACCUCUGACGACAUGAAAACCAUAAACCAUGAUAUUGUCGGUCGCCUCCUUCCGCACUUUCUCCUCUGGUCUUCCCAAUAUGGUAAGAGAUUUGUAUACUGGAACGGAACGGAACCAAGGUUGUGUAUAGCAGAGACAGAAUUGAUCAAAGAGUUUCUUUCUAAAUGCAGCACGGUUUCCGGGCGGUCAUGGCACCAAAGGCAGGGAUCAAAGCAUUUCAUCGGAGGAGGAUUGUUGAUGGCCAAUGGUCAAGAUUGGUACCAUCAACGACACAUCGUUGCCCCUGCUUUCGGCGGAGACAGGCUCAAAGGAUAUGCAGGAAACAUGGUUGAGUGCACCAAAGAAAUGCUUCAAUCUCUGCAAAACGCAUUGGAUAGUGGCCGAACCGAAGUGGAGAUUGGGGAAUACAUGACCAAACUCACUGCUGAUAUUAUCUCUAGAACCGAGUUCGGCACAAGCUAUCAGAAGGGUAAGAAGAUAUUCCAUCUUCUAAAAGUUCUGCAAACUCGUUGUGCUCAAGCCAGUCGCCAUCUUUGCUUUCCUGGAAGCAGGUAUUUUCCGAGCAAAUAUAACAGAGAGAUAAAGUCAUUGAAGAUGGAAGUAGAGAAACUAUUGAUGGAGAUAAUCCAGAGUAGAAAAGACUGCGUCGAAAUUGGAAGGAGUGAAUCGUAUGGAAAUGAUUUGUUAGGGAUGUUGCUGAAUGAAAUGGAGAAGAAAAAUAGUUUGGAUCUUCAGUUGGUGAUGGAUGAAUGCAAGACAUUCUUUUUUGCUGGCCAUGAAACUACUGCAUUGUUACUUACAUGGACAGUUAUGUUGUUAGCAUCAAAUCCCUCUUGGCAACAAAAAGUUAGAGAUGAACUUAAAAGCACAUGUAAUGAUUCUGGAAUUCCCUCCCUGGAUCAACUCUCCAAGCUCACUCUUUUGCAUAUGGUAAUAAAUGAGUCAAUGAGGCUUUAUCCGCCAGCAUUAGUGCUACCAAGAAUGGCAUUUGAAGAUAUAUUAUUGGGUGACCUUUAUAUCCCUAAAGGAUUAUCAAUUUGGAUCCCUGUGUUGGCCAUUCACCAUAGUGAAAAAUUAUGGGGCAAAGAUGCAAAUGAGUUUAAUCCAGAGAGGUUUACUUCAAAGUCAUAUACCCCUGGUCGUUUUUUACCAUUUGCAUCUGGCCCUAGAAAUUGUGUUGGGCAAGCAUUUGCAUUAAUGGAAGCUAAGAUCAUAUUAGCUAUGUUAAUCUCUCGCUAUAGCUUCACCAUUUCUGAAAAUUACCUUCAUGCCCCUGUGGUUGUCCUCACUAUCAAGCCCAAGUAUGGAGUUCAAGUUUGUUUGAAGCCCUUGGAGACAUGAUAAGCCUUAUAACUACUAUUACGCUUUAAUUAUUAAUUAAUUAAAGGUAAAAUAUAUUUUUUGUUCUUAAAGUUUAGUAAAAAUUUUAAAAAUAUUUUUAAGUUUUAUUUUGUUUUAAUUUUAUCUCAAAAAUUUUCGAUUUGUAUCAAAGAUAUCCCCAAUAGAUAAAUUUUCAAAAAAUUUAAAACCAAUCCAACAAAAAUUUUGUCGUUGCAUUGGUCUUCAAAUUUUUUAAAAAUUAGCGGCUAGAGGUAUAAUUGAUGCAAAUCGAAAAAUUUUGAGAUAAAAUUAAAAUAAAAUAAAAUUUAAAGAUAUUUUUAAAAUUUUUAUUAAAUUUCAAGAACAAAAAAUAUAGUUUAUCUAUUAAUUAAAAUUGAGGGCAUGAGCGUCUUUUUCUUUUUUUAAUUUUAAAAUUUUGGGUUUUUUUGUAAAAUGCAGGGAGAGUUGUGAUCAUGUGUUGAUGAUCUUGAUGAGCAUUCUUGUAAUUUUUUAUUUCAUUUUCAACUUUUUUGCAAUAUGAAGAGAUAG
Molecule: messenger RNA, 2124 nt
Organism: Arachis duranensis
Lineage: Eukaryota; Viridiplantae; Streptophyta; Magnoliopsida; Fabales; Fabaceae
Product: cytokinin hydroxylase
Exons: 4
Coding region: 52-1596 (514 amino acids)
Molecular function (GO): iron ion binding; oxidoreductase activity, acting on paired donors, with incorporation or reduction of molecular oxygen; monooxygenase activity
Source: RefSeq, a predicted model, not a curated record